Molecule: messenger RNA, 1185 nt
Organism: Psylliodes chrysocephalus
Lineage: Eukaryota; Metazoa; Arthropoda; Insecta; Coleoptera; Chrysomelidae
Source: the annotation of a GenBank genome assembly
AUGACAAGCUAUUUUUUAAUAUAUUUUUCGAAUCGUUACAAAAAAUGUAGACAAUCUACCACCCGAAAAUAUCUAGAACCUUUAGUUACGUCAGCCUCUCAGCUAUACAAUUUAUAUCUUAAAAAAUGCCAACAAGAAAAUGUUACAAAAGUGAGCAGAUAUACAUUCGAUUCAAUUUUUAAAGGACAGAAUCUUUCACUGUUUUCUCCAAAAAAAGAUCAGUGUGAUUUGUACUGUGCUCACGAAACUGGAAAUCUUGCUGAGGAAGAAUACGCUAAACAUAAAGAAACAAAGAAUAGGGCCAGAACUAAAAAAAACCAGGACAAAGAAAAGUCAGUAAGUAAUUUAGCACACGUAUUUACCAAAGAUCUCCAAGCUGUUAAGUUAUCUCCUCUUACAAGGGCUAGCGCGUUUUAUUAUAAAAAAAAACUAAACGUACACAAUUUUACAAUGUAUAAUCUCCAAACCCAUGAAGUUGUUUGCUACUGGUUUGAAGAGACCGCCACGGAUCUUGUAGCUUCUUCAUUUGCAUCAUGCAUUGUUCAGACACUAUCUAAAAUUUUAUCAGAUAAUUUAUUACCGGUUAUCCUUUGGUCUGACGGCUGUAAUUAUCAAAAUCGGAAUACAGUUCUAUCUAUUGUCUUGUUACAUUUAAGCAAAGAGUUGAAUGUUGAUAAAGAACAGAAAUUUUUGACCAAAGGACAUACGCAGAUGGAGUGCGAUUCGGUACACAGUGCCAUCGAAACAAAACUGAAAAACAAGUAUCUACCUGGACAAUACUGUACUAUUACAAGGGAAGCUAGACGAAAGCCUUUCCCAUAUGAAAGCCAUUUUCUUGAUCAUACUUUUUUCAAAUACUAUUCUCACAAAAACUUUUUGGUGUAUGAUUCAAUUAGACCAGGAAGAACUACUGGUGAUCCAACCGUUGUGGAUAUCAAGGCGAUUAAGUAUAGUAAGGGUGAGAUUAGUAUUAAAACCAACUUUGAUCACGAGUAUUCUGCUUUAGCCAAAAGACCGAAAAAAGCUGCUGAUAGCUUCUCUUUACUUUCCAGUGCAUCUCCUCUAAACAAAGAUAGGCGAAAAAUUUCAUACUCAAAACGGAGAGACCUUCAGGAACUAAAGACAGUCUUAACUCAAGAUUGUCACUCAUUCUAUAACGAGAUUCCUCAUGAUGAACGCAAUUAA